AUGGAUGACUGGCUUCAAUGCGUCUGUGUUAUUUUCUAUCGAUUUUGGAUAAGUAUUGUUAGAUUGAUUAACAAUAAUUGCAAACGAGGUUUUAUUUCCGGGAUUUACUGGGUAGGUAUUACCAUUCUGAACGACUACACCAGUAUAGAUAUCAUUUUUCCCAGGAUGCUCAGGAUAUUUGUUACCAAUUUGCGUAAUACUAGCUCCGUAUUGAGCAUUUUUAUUCUUCCCGCGAUAAUCAUUAUUCUCCUGUACCACAAUAGGUCCAUACACAUUCGUCCCAUUAGGAUUGUCAGAAAAAGUAUUGCCAAUUUGCACGUCUUGAGAUCCAUACACGACGUUUUUUCCAUCACUUUCGGGAUAAAUGUUGUUUCUCUGAUAAGUUCGGGAACCAUAAGAAAUUACAGGUUCAGUCUUGUUCGAGUCGGGCAUAAAAUCACUCAAGUUCAAGUCUCGUCGCAGCCUACGACCGUUUUAAACAAAAAAGGACUAAAAUUUCGGAAAACAAACAAUAUAAAGUACUUACUCGGAAUAACAUUACUAACAACGAGUAACGUUGCUACAGUGAUGGACAACAUGCCAGCUACAGUAUGCUUUCGAUACUACGGUCCCUCUGUGCCAGUGCCGCUUUUUAUAGAGGAAACUCGCACGUCAUGCGCAUGCGAAAAUACUCCACAGACUGUUUCAUAG
Cotesia congregata is the source of this 690-nucleotide messenger RNA. The record is from the annotation of a GenBank genome assembly. NCBI's taxonomy places the organism in Eukaryota, Metazoa, Arthropoda, Insecta, Hymenoptera, Braconidae.